Diaporthe citri is the source of this 2676-nucleotide messenger RNA. RefSeq lists its product as uncharacterized. The coding region runs from base 1 to 2676 and encodes 891 amino acids. The transcript has a single exon. The record is from RefSeq and is a predicted model, not a curated record. Lineage: Eukaryota; Fungi; Ascomycota; Sordariomycetes; Diaporthales; Diaporthaceae.
AUGUCCACCGCCUUCCCUCAGGGUUUUGUCCAGGCAGACCGCCUGAUUAGACGCCGUUAUGUCCAGAUCCCAAGGAAGCAGAAGGACCUGCUGGAGAGGCCUGACGCCUGGUCAGAGAACCUCAGCCAUGGGCCCCGUGGCAUGAUCAAUGUCCCUCCAGAGGUCCUCCAAGAUGUCAAGGACUUCCAUGCACGCAAGCAUUCAAAGUUGGCACAACAACCAAACUUCUCCCGGCCCGCCUCUUCAGCUGGCUCAGUCGCACCGCCCAAGUCGAGCAGGUCGAAGCAACCGUUGUUCAGCCCCAGACUCGGCCAGGACGACCAAGCUGGCGAUGAUGAAGCCACGCAAUUAUCCUGGUCUCCCUCUCCAUCUCGUUCUCCGCCAGGUGGUCGCCCGGUUCAACCUACCGAACAGCCGGGGCUGGCGUCACCGCCUAGAAAUCAGCCGGCCUCCCAGUCAACUUUACUGAAGAUGAAGACACCGCCUAUAACCUUGGGCGUCGGUCCUCCAAGCAGCACCGCGCAGAGCGAUGCAUUGCCGUAUGAGCCUCUCUCGAUUCUGGGCGAGGAAACACACCCACCAGUCAAUCGAGGUGCAAAUCCAGUCGCAGCAACGCAGUCAAUUCUGCCAGCGGCCACACCUCCAUCUGCUCAGGGGGAAGUCAUCCCAAGCACUUUCAUGAAUACAGGGCAAGUCGGUAGUGUGGCAGCACGCCCUUUCAACAAGCGGAGGCGUAUAGAAGACGUAGAACUGUCAGACAAAGAGCAUGACACAACGGUGGAAACAAGGCCGCCGCCCCAGUCCGGUUCGAAGCCACGAUCCGUGGCGCCUCACAAAGACCGUGAUACUUCAAGCGCCAGUGUCUCCACGCCUUCAUUUCCUUCUCAGGCUGCUGUAGAGCAGCACCAGCAUAGUGCUCUUCUGCAGACAGCGUCCGCGGUAGAUUCCAACGAGCAUAGCUCGUCUCAUUAUACACCAACAUACGAAGGUCGGCCUCGCGGUACUUCGACACAGCAGAAAAACGUCCUUCGACAGACCGCAUCCGGAUCUUCCAUGGCCCCGGCCCCGGCCCAGCCCCCGGCGGAACCAACUGGUUUGGACCUUGUCAAAGAAUCCCAGCUCCACGUUGGAAAUACCAUCGGUCAACGCACGCCGUACGAGGAGUUCAAGGCGGCAUACCCGGACUAUGAAGAAAGCACCAGAGCCUUCAUAAGGGCAUGCCUAGCUGUUGAAAGGCUAGAGAGUGAACGGGCACUCCCGGAGUUUCUGUACGAUGACUUUGUUCGAGUGCACUCAACAGUGUACAUGGACUACUACGGAGAGGCACAGAUCAGAAAAUACAAUGAGGUGCUCAAGGCCACGCAGUGGUAUAAUGAGAAUGUCAAGGACAUGGUCUACACCAAAAAGAUCAUCCGAAGAGACAAUCUGUCUGAAGUCUUGAAGGCACAUUCAACUGCAGUGCGUCAAAUCAGGGAAUCCAUUCGAGCAGCAAUCGAGGCUCCUCCGUCGACUGAUGAUGCCAAUUCGAAUCAUGAGAGUGAUGAAGACAUGGCAGAUGAUGGCGAGCAGGUUCAAGGAGAGGAGUUGGGAUCAGACGAGUCUGAGCCAGAGGAUAUUCCUGGAGCAAGGCUGUCGCCAGAAUUCCACGUUCCCUCUCCGGGGCCAGCGGUAACCGCGAGACCCGCUAUGGUUGAGAAUGAUGAAUUGGGGGAGAUAGGCGAGCCAGCUGGGCCAUUACCCGCUCCUUCUCGAAAGACGCAGCAUGCCGGAACAGCGGAGGAAGGUCAUUUGGUUAAGUCGCCCCUAGACAACAUAGCUGCACCCGAGGAUUCCCACAGGUCCAGGGCUUCCCCUGAGCUCAGCUUUCACGAGCCGGAAGCAGUUCUGGACGGAGCCGCCCCUUUGAAAGAGGUCACCCAAGGGUUCGAGAGGACGCCUCCCGGCAGGAGAUCCCCGAAGCCAGGCCAGAGUCGGCGCGACGCACCCACACCUGCUAAUUCCACACCGAAGUCAGGAACUGGCCAGAGGAAGCUUCUGGCACCACUUCCAUCUUCGACGCCAUCAAGUGUCACGGGCAGUUUUAAUAGGCCAGCCAAGGACAAAGCAAUAUCUCCCCCGACCCGAAACACGGCAAGGCAGAGCUCGCCAGCAUUCAGGUCACAGGCCGAGUCUUCUGAUGAAGAAUCAGACUCAUUUGAUCCGCCCGUUGCGAAAGCAGUGAUACCACCGUCGAGGGCAGCAGAAAGCGACGUGCCAGCAUUCCUGACACAGGCUCAAUCAGUAUAUGAGAUACCGGGCACGCCCGACCGGCUGUCCGAAGAGCCCAUGCCACCACCACCUCCGCAGUCCGUGGAAAGGACUCGUGCAGCACCCCAGCCUCGCAAGGCCCCAGGGCAGACGGGAUCAACUGCGACGACAGCCACCGCUCUGAAGCCGGAUGAAGCGGUUCAGAAGAAAGUGCCUGCCCGCGAGGGAGCUGCGUCCCGACUAUCGAUCAGCUCGAGCAUGGGAGCUAGAAAUAGCCCGGCACCAUCGGACAGGUCCCGUGCCAGCGUGCCUUGGUUCAAGAAGCGGGUGGGCGAGACAGACGAGGAACGGAGCAAGAGGCUCAAGGAGCACAUCAGGAAGAGGCUGUCGGGAAAGACGCCUCAGUCGACCCCAGCAAGCACAAAGUAG